This is a messenger RNA of Nymphalis io (European peacock), 1088 nucleotides long. RefSeq names its product TIP41-like protein. Gene Ontology annotation, biological process: TOR signaling. The transcript has 6 exons. The record is from RefSeq and is a predicted model, not a curated record. Gene Ontology annotation, cellular component: cytosol. The coding region runs from base 191 to 1015 and encodes 274 amino acids. Lineage: Eukaryota; Metazoa; Arthropoda; Insecta; Lepidoptera; Nymphalidae.
CAGCUUGAGUUUACUAUUUGUAAUUUGUAUUUGAUAAUUUAUAAUUCUGUUAUCAUAUUGUUAUUAUUAGAACAAAUUCUUUUUAUUAAGUUAUUUCUUCUUAAUAAGAAUUGAUAGAACACUUUUUUGAAUUUGAGUGGCUUCGAUUACAUCUAAUUUAUUUGUAUUAAAACAAACUGUCAAGACAAUAAUGUUUGUAGCGGAGGCAACAAUUGAUUCUGGACGUUUUACAACAAAUUUACAAUCCAUACAAUUUGGUCCAUGGCAUAUAUCGUACGACAUUAGUUGUAUACUGCCCAGCAUGUGUUCUACUAAAGUUGUUUGUGAACGGAAUGAUAAUCAGUUUUGUCAAUUUUGUAUAUACUGUAAAGAACUAAGUCUGCCACAUUUUCCUGACAUGGUAUUUCCAAAAAAUAUCUUAAAGUUGGAACAUAAGAGUGGUUCUAAGAUACAUUUCAGUCCAUUAGAUGCUCUACGCAAAGUUUCAAGUAAAGUACAAGCUAUUGAAGUAGCCUGUGCUGAAGCUUGGCUGGAAUCACGACCAGAUGCAGAAAAACCAAAGAAGACAUUUGAUUGGACCUUCUCAACAGAUUAUAAAGGUACUUUAUCCGACAACAUCACCAUAGAGCCCACGGACGAGACCAUAAAUUUUGAUCUGUUGAAACGCAAAGACCAAAUUCUUUUCUAUCAUGAUCUCACACUGUUCGAAGAUGAGCUUCAUGAUCAUGGCAUUUCAAAGUUGUCAGUGAAAAUUAGAGUAAUGCCAUCAUACUGGUAUGUGUUAUUGAGAUAUUUUUUAAGAGUUGAUGAUGUCUUAGUGCGGUCUCAUGAAACCAGGAUGUUUCAUAUGCUUAAUUCCGACUAUGUUCUACGAGAAUAUACUAUUAAAGAAGCAAGAGCACAGGAUAUAAAUAUUCCUACAUCUCAAAUGAAAGAAGCAGACGAUGUUAUACCUAUUCUCCCAGUUAAAGAGAAAAUAAUGGAAAAAUUGAUUGUAAACUUAGAAAAAGAUUGAUGGUGUUUUUUUAAUGAUCUCAACUUAUAUGUCUAAGCAAUAUAGUUUUAUUUAUAAAGUGCUAAAUACGAAC